This is a messenger RNA of Acanthoscelides obtectus, 1059 nucleotides long. The record is from the annotation of a GenBank genome assembly. Lineage: Eukaryota; Metazoa; Arthropoda; Insecta; Coleoptera; Chrysomelidae.
AUGACGCAGCAGAAAGCAGCCAGGGUUAAUUGGUGUCAAAAAACGCUUGACCGUUUCAAUUCCGGAAACAAAAAAUGCGUACAGCAUUGUGAAGAAAAGCCAACAAAAAUGGUCGCGACAGUUGUGUCAAAAGCGGGUCAUAUUGCAACAAUUCCUCUUAAUGAGCAAAGAACUGUUACUGCGGAUUGGUAUACCUCCAUUUGUUUGCCAAAAAUCAUCACCGAGCUUCGAAAAAUCAACCCAGAAAGAAGAAUCAUCCUCCACCAAGACAAUGCAAGCUCGCACACAGCCCAAAAAACAAGGCAGUAUUUAACGGAAGAAAACGUGGAAUUAUUGGACCCUCCUCCAUAUAGUCCCGAUCUAAGUUCUAACGAUUUCUUUACUUUCCCGAAAAUUAAAAACAGACUGCGUGGUCAAAGGUUCCAGUCACCAGAAGAAGCAUGGCGCAGACAACAGUCACUCUGGGAUCAGGAAUGGAACAGUAUUGUCUUUAGUGACGAGUCUCGAUUUUGUUUAGGCAUGCACGAUGGUCGUGCCAGGGUUAGAAGGCGACGUGGUGAAAGGAGGAAUCCACAGUUUUUUGUUGAAAGACAUGUUCAUCACACUGUUGGAGUUAUGGUUUGGAGUGCUAUAGCUUAUGGUUCCAGGUCACCUUUAAUCUUCAUCAGAGGUAACAUGAACGCGCAGCGUUAUAUCCACGAAGUUCUAGAACCCCAUCUUUUCCCCUAUGUUGACACCCUGGCAGAUCCAACUUUCCAACAAGAUAAUGCCCGACCACAUGUUGCAAGAGUCACAAUAGACUUCUUUCAACAUAAUGAUUUCACAUUGUUACCAUGGCCACCAAGAUCUCCCGGUUUAUCCCCAAUUGAGCACGUGUGGGAUAUGAUGGGUAGGAGAUUGCUCAAUUUGCAACGUCUUCCUCAGACUCUAGAAGCACUUCGAGAGCAGUUGGUGGUUGCCUGGAAUGAGAUACCACAGGAGGACAUUGACCACCUGAUCAGACGCAUGCCUAGGCGCGUUGGAGAAGGUGUAGCACAUCAGGGUGCAUCCACACAUUAA